CAGGCUGGCGCGUGCGGGCGGAGAGAUGCGCUUCUUCUUGCGCCUUUCUCGCAACCCGGAAGCGUCGUUUGUUAAAGGGCCGGAGAUGGAAUUUGGGGCGGUGGUGCUGCGGACGUAAAGAACAGUUCGGCACGGCAAGGCCAGCGUAAACUGUCUCUGCAAUGCUUACAUUAUGAAGACUAUGACACCCUUUCAAAGUCAACUUAAACGAAGGGAACAAUGCUGCACUCUAGAUAUUGAGGAACAUUCUCUAUAUUCCUUUUGCCAUUGGUGUAUGCUCUCUUCAGGACCUAGUGCCACAGUGUUAUGUCCACAGUGUUGACGGGGUUGCAGGUCCCCGUAUUUCUAAGUCUCAACGGAAUUCCACAUUUCUAGCCAUCCCGGGAUGCUGCUGACAGAUUCAUGUGGAUCUGGAGGUGGCCAUGGAGAUGGACAGGGUCCUUGUGGAAUAGCCACUAGGGACCCCAUGCAUUUAUUAGUCUCCAGAGGCACAGAGAGAAGUGGAGACACAUACUGUCAGAUAAGAUUGGAAAAGACAGUAGAUGCUGUGUUUCUGUAUUUUAUGAGGCAUGGGGUACUAGCUGCUCAUUAGCAGUGCCUUGUUUAAGGAAGAGGAAACUGAGCAGAACAUACACUGGAUCUGCCUUUUUGCACUUUAAGAAUUUCAUCUGUUUAAUUUUAUCUGGUGCACAAACUUGCCACAUAAACAAGAACAAUGCGACACAUUCAUGUGGAGAUUUCACAAAAGGAGCAACCAAAAGAACAGCUUGUGCAGGAGCUUGAGCUUCCACAACCCUGUGCUCAAUCAGGUGGCUUGGACUCUAGUCCCAGUCAAGGUCUGCUUAGAACAUUUGGCAGGGAAGAGUUUAGACUGCAAAAAGUCUAUCAGUUAUCUAUCUUCUCCCAGCUUGCCAGUUAUACUGAAACUCAACAUCAGAGGCCAGGAAAAGGAAUGAAAAGGAUUUCCCCUGAAUGUCAAGCAAAUGUAGACAUCAAGCAAGCCCAGACAUGCAAGAGGAUUGUGACUUCCUAUACAGAUUGUCUUGACCAGCCAGAACAAAAUGGGGAGCUGAAGGAUGAACACCAGUGCCCAGAGCAGGUGUAUGAUAAAAGAGCUGUUGCGUUUUGUUCUAGGCAGCACUUACCAUACACUGGAAUGAAGAAGGACUCUAGGAGGACAGAGGACUGUACUGCAUUGAAAGAUUCAAACUUAGAAGAAGAAAAUUCCUCCUUGCACCUUCCUCUGUUCAGCUGCUGUGCACAAACACAAUAUACAGAAGACCUAAUUAAAAUAAAUUGUUCUCCCAACAAUCAAGACUCUGCUACAUUCAAUGCCAAGACAGCUUACACCAUCACGUCAAAAUUGCCACCAAAUUGUUCUGUGAGUUGGGAGGGUGAAAUUGAUUGUGGUUUAGUAAGUGCCAAUGAAGGAAGUAUGUUUACUAGAAAAAUCAAACAAUUUGGUAACGAAGACCAUUUAAACAUCUGCUUCAAUAAUGAAGGAAAUUCUCCAAUAUCAGCAGGCUUUGUGAUUAACAAUGAGGUUGGAAAUCCAUCAGAAUGUAUUGAAUCUAGAACUCUUUUCAGCAAUCAGGAUUUGAGUUCUCCAAAAUCAGAGCACUGUCAGGUGUCAUUCACUAAUGGACUGGCUUCCUCUGAGAAAACUCCUUGUGAGUUUAAGCAACAGGCCUCCACAUCAAAAGAGAGAUACGCUGCCAAGAGAAAGCUGAUAGCAUCUAGUGACACAGCAGAACCCUGCUCUGAAGAUGAUGGGCCCUCAACUUCCAAAAAGUGCCGGCUGUUGUUGCCACAUUCUGUAACUGUGUCUUGCCGCAGCACUGAUGCCAAAGCUGCCCCUUUCUGGAACCACUUACUACCAUCUGCCAAGGAACUGCGCAAGGGCUCUUCGGAUUGCACUAAUGCCAAGAGAAGCUUAAAAAGCAGAUUGCCUCCUAAAUUGAGACAACACAGCAGUACACUCUGUGGAGACCUUGACUGUCAUACAUCCUCAGUCUGGCCGCCAGCUCCUAUUAGCCGCACUCUACUGGGGAAUUUUGAGGAAUCCAUCCUUAAAGGUUGUUUUGCCCCAUCAGGCCGAAUUGAGGGCUUCACAGCAGAAAUAGGUGCCAGUGGUUCAUAUUGCCCACAACAUGCUUUCCUGCCUGUGGAAGUUACUUACUAUGACAUCUCAGAGCACAGUGCCCCUGCCCCUUUUCUGGGUGUUAUUCACCUGGAGUCACUGGGAAGGAAAGGAUACAGUGUUCCAAGAGCUGGGACUAUCCAAGUGACCUUAUUCAACCCAAAUAAAACUGUAGUGAAAAUGUUCUUGGUGACAUACAAUUUUGAAGACAUGCCUGUCAACCAUGUGACGUUUUUACGCCAUCGUAUCUUUCUGGUGCCAGUGGUGGAAGAAGAAGAAGAAGAAGACCACAGAGCCAAUCAUAGUAGGAAAAAAGUGCUCUGCUACCUAAUACACCUCAGGUAA
Molecule: messenger RNA, 2485 nt
Organism: Polypterus senegalus (gray bichir)
Lineage: Eukaryota; Metazoa; Chordata; Cladistia; Polypteriformes; Polypteridae
Gene: atosb
Product: protein FAM214A
Exons: 9
Coding region: 716-2485 (589 amino acids)
Source: RefSeq, a predicted model, not a curated record